Messenger RNA from Lodderomyces margitis, 3759 nucleotides. RefSeq names its product chromatin-modulating protein (gene GIN1). The coding region runs from base 1 to 3759 and encodes 1252 amino acids. Gene Ontology annotation, molecular function: anaphase-promoting complex binding. Gene Ontology annotation, biological process: activation of protein kinase activity; mitotic DNA replication checkpoint signaling; mitotic G2 DNA damage checkpoint signaling. The record is from RefSeq and is a predicted model, not a curated record. The transcript has a single exon. Lineage: Eukaryota; Fungi; Ascomycota; Pichiomycetes; Serinales; Debaryomycetaceae.
AUGGAACUGCUUAACGAUAAAGAAAACAUGCCUACCGUCCUAAGUGGUCCUGGGGUGGGUAAAGACCCCAUCCUUGAUCUCAACAGUAAUGAUGUGGAAAAGCAAGGGGCGUAUGAACCAUCGCAAAAACAGAGUAAUAUCUCGAUGCUUGGUUUUGACCUUAGUGACAACUUUAUGAACAAUGUGGCCAAUAAUAAAGUUGCUGGAACAGACUUAAGUAUAUUAGACAAGGUGAGAAAUAGGUUGCUUGGGGAGAAUAAGGAAUCACAGCAGUUGGAUGAAACUCAAAAACUUGACCAAGAUGAAACUCAAAUAGUUCCUAACAAAGUGUCAGAUAACCAGUUUCAACAUUUGCCUCAAUUAGAAGUGGACGAAAAUGAGUAUAUCCAAUCAACCCAGGUUAUAGAGGAGAGAAGCAAUAGCAAUCUCACACAAGUAAUUAACAAAAGUAGGGUCCUUGAUCCUACUCAGGUAAUCAACAAAAGUACAACUCUUGAUCCUACUCAGAUUAUUGGUGCUAAGAGAAUAAAGCCAGCUAUAGCAAAUUCAUCCGUGGUCCCCACACAAGCGAUUCGAAGGAAUGACUUGCAGAAUUUGUUUGUGGAGUCAGAUGAAGAGGAAGAAGAGGAAACACAACCAAUGACAGCAGAAGAAAGGCAACGCAAGAUAGUUCAAUUGGCUGAGGAAAAGAAGCAAGCUCGCCUUGAGAAAGAACGAGAGCUAUUAGAGCAAGAUAUGACAAAAGGUUCAUUAACUGACGAGGAGGAUGAACUCAAUAACGAAGCCAAUGACACAGUUGUAUCUUCGCACAUGAAAAGUGAUGGUUUAUCUACAAAGGAGUUGGAGAAAGCUCAACAGUUUUUAAAUAUUCAGAAACGUCAAAUUGAUAUCAGGCCCGACUUUGAACGAAAACAAGUGUUUACAAAGGAAAAGUUUUUGGAUUUGUUUUCAGAAGAUGACGAAGAAGAGGAUGAUGACGAUCUAUUUGGUUUGAAGAAAAAGACAACUCAUAAUGAAAAACCAUCUUCGCCUACCAUAGAAGAAUUGUUGAAAUCCAGUCCUACGACAUCACCAGUUAAGAAUAAUGCGUUUGACUUGUUCCUGGUACCUUCAAAGCCAACUCAAUCAUCUAACCCUUUAGAGUUGUAUGCCCAAAGAUUGAAACAAGGCUUGCCAAGCUCGCCUUCAAACAAUCAACAAGGUAACAAUGGUGGUCCCUUGAUCAAUUUGGAUUCUGAUUCUGAUGUUGAAAUUGGACAUUCAUCUUCACCAUUGAGAACGCAGCAUAAAUCACGGUUUUCAAACCAUGCCAAAGAAUUGGAUGUAAUCCCUGAGCUUACCAAAGAACAGAAAUUUCUCAUUAGACAACGAUUUGCAAAGAAAAAGUAUCAAAAUUCCAUACAUGCGUCAAAGGAUUCGGAUAAACAUAAGCAGCAAAGUAAUUUUUUUAAACAAUUACAGAGAAGAAAUAUUGAUCAAUUGAAGGUUCAUAGGUUAAACGAUCCAGAACAUGCGUUGAUGGAAGAGCUUGAGAAGAACGAAGAGUCAAUGACUUCAUUAUUGGAAAGAGAAAUGGAAAGGGUUAGAAAGAUCAGAAAGAAAGAGAAGUUGCAGGAAAGAGCCAAGCUGGCUCUAUUGGGUAAGACAUUGGGAAUGAAGAUGGUUGAUAGUGAAGAUGAUGGGGACUAUGAUCAAGACAUACCCGAGAGUGAUGUUGCAGAUUCGGAAGUUCCUGAAAGCGAUUUCAAUUCAGAUAAUUUUGAGCAGCCUGGUUAUGAUGACGACGACGACAAUGAGAAUCAGGAUGUCAAGAACGAUUAUAACGAGUCAUUUGAAGAUGAUGAUGGAGAAGAGAACCGAGUUACUCACGAUGAUGACAGUCAUGAGUUAUUCAAAAACUUGCAACCAAGAAAUAAAGACGAAUCAUUUAUGUCAACGCAAGGAGGAGAUAUGCCUAUCAAACAUGAACCCAAUUUGCCGCUGUUCAAGGAUCUUUCCCAAUCACAAAUUCAGUCACAAACGCAGAAUCAUACACAAGUUGACCAGCCAACUCAAGUUGAUACCUCUACCUUGGGUGAGUUGGAAACACAAAUCAUCAAGAAACAAAGCAAUGAAGGUGCAACACAAGCAGACAGAAAGAAUGCUGAAGUGACAGACGAGGACGAGGAUGAUGAUAUGAUAACACCAGCACGUGUCAACAGAGGUCGUAAAGCAAUGCGUAACAAGAUGAUACAAAUCAAGGAAGAACCAGAAGACCAACCUGAGAAGCAUGAGGAAGACGAAGAGGAUCCCGAAGUCAUCCAACAAAGAAUUAAGGAAUAUGAACAAAAGAUACGAAGAAAAGAAUUAGAAGCACGUAAGCGUCGGAAAGAAUUGGAAAAGAGUGGUAUGAAAACCAUGUUCGAUGGGGAAGCAGAAGAGUCUGAAGAUGAAUGGAAGGGGUUAGGAGGAAUGGAUGGAGAAUUUUCCGAUGUGGCCAAUUCUGAAGAUGAGCGAAUGAUUGAUAACAACUUAAAUAUUGAUUUACAGAAUGAUGAAAUUCGCCAAAAGUUUAUGGAAGAAUAUCAAAUUAAAGAUCAAAAAGAAUUGGAAAAAUUGUUGGAUGAUAUCAAAAAUCAUAAAUUGAUUAAACGAGUAGGGCAGAAUAAUAAUGGAUUUGAUAUUGAAUUGAGUGAUGAAGAGGAUCAAUUAUUGGCUGCUUAUCGUAAACAAAAAUUAAUUGAGCAACAACAACGAUUACUACAGAAUAAAAAAUUGCAAGCAUUGAGCAAAGAUGAGAAAUCAAAGGCUUUUUUCGAUACGAUUCAGGAUAAGCAUGAAACCAUUGUGAUUGAUAGUGAUGUUGAAGAAAUUGGUCGUGGUGUUGCUAAUCCUUUUGGUGGAAGUAAAGAAUCGAGUGGAAAGGAAACUACGCCUCAUGGUGAUGUUAAUGAUGGGCAAGAAGAUGACAAGAAUGGUGGAUAUGAAGAAGAUUCAUUAGAAAAAGAGGCACCAUUGAAACAAACAAUCAAAAUAGAGGAAUCAUUUGUGCAUAAUAAGUUGUCAUUCUUGUACCAAAGUGUCUAUGAUGACGAAAAUGAUAGUGGUGAGAGAGGGUACAAUCGUAUACAAAAGUUAUCUAAAUUGCAGCAUGGCAUAUCAGAUGAUGAUGAUGAUGGUGUCGAAGAUAUCACGGCGUUGAAAUCAAGGAGUAUCCUUCAACAUAAUCGACAAGUCACCAACAUUGAUCAUAAACAACAGAACCCCCGCAAGAGAAAGUUGGGUCAAGAUACACUUUUUGAUAAUGUAGAUGGAAAUAAGCAGGAUGGUGGCGAUACUGACAAAGAUGAAGAUGAAGACAACAAUGAUGAAGAGAUCAAUCUCGAUGUGGUUGAUGUGGUUGAUGGGGAUGAGGACGAUGAGUUUGAUGACGACUUUAUGCCAAUUUUCAAAAAACCAUCAAUUACUCAAUCAUUCAAAUCGUUCCAAGAGCAAAAGGGAAUGUCCUUCAACAAGAACGGCAAACAACAUUUCUCCGGGGUCACAAUUAGUAAACAAUACAAGGUUGUUUCCGGCUCAAAAGCGUCGAUUACGUACAUGUCGUCGAAACUGGCCAAAGCCAGGGCCCAGCAACAGCCAUCACUCAAGAGCUUUAAAGAACGACAAAUUGAGAAAAGUUUACGCAACUCAAGAAAAGAAAGAGGUGAGAAGCAUAAGCCGGAGUCAGGGUCGUCUUCUACUACUUCGCUGCGAUUGUUUACUAGUUCUGAUUUCCUAUAG